GGAGCCGGCGCCGAGGCUGCUCCUCCCCCGUCCCGGGUGGAAGCGCUCCAUCCACGUUUGCAAGUUUGUAGCGGCGGGAGGAGGAGCGGGAGGGCCGGGCCCCCUCCAUCCCUCCCCUCGCCGCCUAGAGCACCCUGCGGCUGCCCCGCUCCGGGCCCUCCAUGGCGGGGCCGGCGGCCGUGCGGUGGCGGCGGCGGCGGGGCCCCGGCUGCGGGGCGCUGCUGCUGCUGCCGGCGCUGCUGGUGAGCUGGGCGGCCUGCCAGGCGCCGCCGGUGCCCGCCGCCGAGCCCCCGUGGGACGGCGCCGACAUCAGCGUGGAGCGGCGCUUCGUGCCCGAGAGCUGCCCGCGGGCCGUGCGGCCCGGGGACUUCGUGCGCUACCACUACCUCGGAGCCUUCCCCGACGGCGCCCGCUUCGACUCCAGCUAUGACAGGGGAUCUACGUUCAACGUGUUUGUGGGAAAAGGCCAACUUAUUGCUGGCAUGGACAAAGCUCUAGUCGGAAUGUGCGUGAACGAGCGGCGGUUCGUGAAAAUUCCCCCCAAACUCGCCUAUGGGAGCGAAGGCGUCCCUGGUGUGAUACCCCCCAAUUCUGUGCUCCAUUUUGACGUGCUUCUGGUCGAUCUCUGGAACUCGGAGGACGAAGUGCAGGUUCAGACUUACUUCAAACCUGAGAAGUGUCCUCGGACAGUUCAGGUGUCUGACUUCGUCCGAUACCACUACAAUGGAACGUUCUUAGAUGGGACUCUGUUUGAUUCAAGCCAUAAUCGGAUGCGAACUUAUGAUACCUAUGUGGGAAUUGGGUGGCUGAUUCCUGGUAUGGACCAGGGUCUCUUGGGAAUGUGUGUAGGAGAGAAGCGCAUUAUCACCAUACCACCUUUCCUGGCAUAUGGAGAAGAUGGAGAUGGUAAGGAGAUCCCUGGCCAAGCUUCCCUCGUCUUUGAUGUGGUUUUGCUAGAUCUCCAUAACCCCAAAGAUGGCAUUACUAUUGAGAACCAGCACGUGCCUGAAUCUUGCGAGCGGAGAAGCCAGACAGGAGACUUCCUCCGGUACCAUUACAACGGCACGCUUUUGGACGGCACAUUGUUUGAUUCCAGCUAUUCACGAAAUCGAACAUAUGACACCUAUGUCGGGAAAGGUUAUGUGAUUGCUGGGAUGGAUGAAGGUUUGCUCGGUGUGUGCACUGGUGAAAAACGAAGAAUAAUAAUCCCCCCUCAUCUCGGAUAUGGAGAAGAAGGAAGAGGAAAGAUUCCAGGAUCUGCAGUGCUGGUCUUUGACAUCCAAGUGGUUGACUUCCACAACCCCUCAGAUUCCGUCAGCAUUACUGUUAACUACAAACCUUCCAACUGCACCGUACUGAGUAAGAAGGGAGAUUACUUGAAAUAUCACUACAACGCUUCGCUCCUGGACGGUACUUUGCUAGACUCGACACACAGCCUUGGCAAGACCUACAACAUAGUUCUGGGAUCUGGACAGGUGGUGGUGGGGAUGGACAUGGGCCUUCAAGACAUGUGUGUCGGGGAACGACGGACGGUUGUUAUUCCACCCCAUCUGGGUUAUGGAGAAGAUGGAGUUGAAGGAGAAGUGCCUGGUAGCGCUGUCUUAGUUUUUGACAUAGAACUGCUGGAACUGGUGUCUGGCUUGCCUGAAGGGUACAUGUUUGUAUGGAAUGGUGAAGUCUCUCCGAAUCUUUUUGAAGAAAUAGACCAGAAUCAUGAUGGAGAGGUUCUUUUGGAGGAGUUUUCAGAGUACAUUCAAGCUCAAGUUGAUUCUGGCAAAGGAAAACUGGCUCCUGGUUUUGAUUUUGAAAAGAUUGUUAAAAAUAUGUUCACCAAUCAAGACCGGGAUGGAAACGGUAAAGUUACCGCUGAAGAAUUCAAGUUGAAAGACCAAGAGGCCAAAGAGCAACACGAUGAACUGUAGAGAACAAGAACAAGAGUCCUGAGCUGACCUACUGUUUGGACGUGUGAACUGGAAGUGGUUUCGGCAAGCGUGUUUAUGGAAGAUGAGCACCCAGGUGGCCUGUGUCUGCCUGUGCCUGUGUGCUGGUAAGCUGUUAAAACAGGAAGAGAAUCACAGUUGGAAUUGUUGGUGUAUUUGAAAAAAAGCAUUAAGUGCCUCAAGAUAGGAUGUAUAAAUGGAUAAAGGGCCACAUGUGGCGUCAUGAACCAUGUGGUCGGUGUUUAUGCUAAAGAUUAGAAGUCAUCAUUGCACAAUACUCAGUCACAUGGAUGGAUGGAUGGAUGGAUGGAUGGUAGGGAGGAAACUUACCAAGUGCUUUUAAGAGUUUUAAAAAACCUUCUGUAUGCAAAACAUUUCUGCUGGACAUCAAACCAGAAAGUAUUCCCCAUGAAAAUAACCUGUAAAAAUGGUCAGACGUUGAGCCUGCUUCCUUUCAGAAGGCAUGAGCACUCUUUCCGAUAACUGAACAAACUCAUACGAAUAUUUGCCAGCGGGAACUCCCAUUUGCAAAUUGGAGAACAUGCAGAUGACAGCUAUGCCAUUGCAAAGUUUCCAUAAGCUGUGAAUUAAAUUAAACAGCCCUAGAAUUGUAACUGCGUGUGUUGGGUUUUUACCUUAUGAAUAAAAGUUUACUGCCAUCGGUAUUGUAUUUAAUUAAUAACCGUGGCUCUUCUUGCUGCCCUGUUGAAACAAGUUUCUGAUCAGUGAUUCCCAAGCCUUUCUAAUUGCAACCUUAUUUAUAGUUUUGUUAGACUUUAAAUAUUAGUAUUAUGGGGUCCAAAUGCUGUCUAAAUGCUGGAUACAGUUGCUUUUAUGUUGGGCUUCUGCAUCCUAUUUUGGGAAUUGUUAGGCUAAGGAGUAAGUACUUAGAGCUUAUGCUGCAGAGCAGCCUGGCGUGGUGAACAAACAAAAAGACAGUGAUGGAAUCAAGGAACAGACCCGUCCGUUUGUGUUUCCAAAUAUUCUGGCUUAUCCCUCAAUACCAAAUCAUCCCUGGGAGUGCUGUUUAGGUUAUGUGAACUCCCAGGACAAUGACCCAUUAGAUCUAUAAAUGUAGCAGGCUGCUUAAUAGAAAAUACACUAAACAGACAUGUUUUUCUGCAUCCCCCUCGGUACACUCCAUGUAGAGAGCACAAAUACAUAUAGUGCGGCACUGUCAGAGAAGUAGAAACGAGUUAUGUUGCCAUUACCAGCUUCGUGCCUCGUUCCUGUCUUUUCUGGAUCUGUACAUGUGGGUUGUAAGCUCCUCUUUUUAAAUGCUGGUAUUUCAAUUGGGUAAGAGCAUUUUGUAUUGGUUUUUAAUAUGGUUGUUAUAGAAAGUGCAGUGAAAUAUUUUUUUGAGUUUGAUACCAUUAAAUGUUGGAUAACUGAUCUUUUUGUUAAAUAAAAUGCUGAUCAACUCUUA
Molecule: messenger RNA, 3366 nt
Organism: Columba livia (rock pigeon)
Lineage: Eukaryota; Metazoa; Chordata; Aves; Columbiformes; Columbidae
Gene: FKBP9
Product: FKBP prolyl isomerase 9
Exons: 10
Coding region: 162-1922 (586 amino acids)
Cellular component (GO): endoplasmic reticulum
Molecular function (GO): peptidyl-prolyl cis-trans isomerase activity; calcium ion binding
Source: RefSeq, a predicted model, not a curated record